Odontomachus brunneus is the source of this 3380-nucleotide messenger RNA. RefSeq lists its product as uncharacterized. Bases 242 to 2725 code for a protein of 827 amino acids. The record is from RefSeq and is a predicted model, not a curated record. Lineage: Eukaryota; Metazoa; Arthropoda; Insecta; Hymenoptera; Formicidae. Gene Ontology annotation, cellular component: extracellular region; membrane; cell surface. Gene Ontology annotation, molecular function: signaling receptor binding. The transcript is spliced from 10 exons. Gene Ontology annotation, biological process: cell communication; anatomical structure development.
CGAAGGGUCGCAGUUGCCUCGAAAUUUCGGAGCCGGCGUGCCCAUGUUCGCCCGUGGCGCAUCCACGCUUGUUGUUCACCGUCGACGUGACUGAACGCGAGCCGAGUGACUCUCUACUACGUCGAUUAGUGACGGAGUUCCGACUGCAAGUUGUAUCGUUUCGGUUUUUCUAGUUUCCCUUUUUCUUUCUUCUCUUUCUGUGGUGACGUACGCGACGAGAGAAGCCGAGGACUCAUCCGUCAUGAAGAGCGCGUGGUUGAUCUUCGCAACGGUGUGCGCCGCGAGCUGCUCGAUGGUGAUCGGUCUCGACUUAGGACGGAUGAUCUGGACCGCCCAGUGCCAUUCCGAGUGCUUGAGACAAUUCGACAAGUACGAGCUGUUAAAGCCGGCCGUGCUCGAUGAAUUCAAUGAGUGCGCCAAGUAUUGCAAAAUAUGUCACGACGAGAAAAACACGAAGGCGUGCUGGCGGAACGAGUUGAAGCGCACCUCAAAGCAUUUCCGUCAGAAGAGAGCAUUACCAGAAGGCCAGUUGAUCGCCUGCAGGUAUUGCAAAACGCGGGAGCUCACGAACUACGAAGCGUCGAUGCUACCAGCACCGGAGAACAAACCGAUCUCGAUGGGUCCGCACGACGUAGCUAUCGUAUUCCAAAGGGAAUAUCAGCGCGACUGGGAUUUUCAGGACUUCUACUACGGUAGAAGUUUGACUGGCACGGUGCAUCCGUGCUACUGGAUCAUCGUCGUCACGUCGGAAAACAGUCCUCGGCAUUACUCUUGGCAACAGUGGGUGCCGAACUUGGAGUCGCUCAAGGAGGGCCCGCUGGUCGAGGCGACCAUUUCGUGGCGGAACGCGAGCGAACAGCUGCAAUUCCAACAGAAACACGAAGAGACGAAGAUGAUGCAAGACCAUAAACGUCACUUGCAGCUAUCUAGCGAGAACGUGCUGAAGAUGACCAUCGACAACAAGACGCAGCGCGCCUUGAUCCAACAGCUCUUCUGGAAGCCAGAUGCGUCCGAGCGCAAACUGAGCCGAAACAAAUAUUGGGCCAGGUUCUCCCAGAAGUGUCGCUACUACAUCGACGACGGCGACAGCAGCAAGUCGUUCGUGGUCACCUGGGGCCCGGAGACCGGCGGCCUCACCGGCAACCAGGUGACCGACGGCGACUCGGCGCAGAUCUCGCUGCUGCCAGGCGUCAAGUACCAAGUGAGAGUCGCGUCCAACAACGGUCCCGGCAGCUUCCCCAUCAUCAUCGACACUCGGCAUUUCGCCAAUCACACCCCGCCUUCUCCUCCGGCUUCGUCUUCCUCCGUCUGCGAAGGCAUUUGCUGCGUGAAACUGUUCGCCUACACCGGCUGGCAAUACGUCCUGGUCCUUUUCUUGAUUGCGAUCCUAUUGUAUUGCUAUAUCUGGGUGAACUCGUGGCGCACGAAGAAACUCGUCCAGACGUGGGAGAAAGCAAGUCAAGCGAAGAUGAUACCGCUGCUAUUCGCCUGCUGCCUCGGCUUCCUCGUCGCUCCUUAUCAGCUCGCACCAUCGGCGAACAAUGGUCUAAUCGGCGUCGGGGCGCUCACCGUGGUGAGCGUCGGAUUCGCAGCCGGGCCCAGGUACGUCCCGAAAUGGAAGAAGCAAGCGUGCGAAAUACCGGCAUCCCAACACCCAAAUUCGCAUUACAUCUGCGACGAGGCUGGUGAAGUAAAAUGUUUGCCAGGAUGGACGGGUGAUCUCUGUGAUGUACCGAUUUGCCGAAAGGGUUGCGACCCCCUUCAAGGCUACUGCCGACGGCCCGGGGAAUGUCGGUGCAAGUUGGGCUUCUACGGUGACCUGUGCGACAAGUGCGUGGCCUUGCCGGGUUGUCAGCAUGGAAGAUGUAAUGUGAGCUUCGAGUGCUCCUGCGAUCCCGGUUGGAAAGGCAUGUUCUGCUCCGAGCCGAUCUGCGCGCCCGAUUGCCUAUCCAGCCAGGGCUACUGCGAGAAACCUGGCGAGUGCAGAUGUCGCCUGGGGUGGCAGGGCCCUAAGUGCAAACAGUGCGCUGUGUUGCCGGGAUGCGCGCAUGGGACCUGUCAAGGACCCUUAGAGUGUCGAUGUGAUCCGGGUUGGACUGGGCUGCUUUGUCAAACACCGAUCUGCGCGCAAGGGUGCAGCCGGAAUCACGGCGGCUGCCGGCAGCCGGGCACAUGCAGAUGCCGCACCGGCUGGACCGGUCCAAACUGCACCGAGUGCGUCCCGUAUCCCGGAUGCGUGCACGGCUCGUGCAAGCGACCGUGGGAGUGCCGUUGCGAGCCCGGUUGGGCCGGCGAUCUGUGCAACGAGAAACUGACUUACUGCGACGAGCACCCGGGCGUCUGUCAAAACAACGCGACCUGCAUCAGCAUGACCCACGAGGACGGUAAUUACAGGUGCAUCUGCCCGCUGGGAUACAUGGGCCGACAGUGCCAAAUAAAGACGACGGUGCCGUCGACGGAGCUGGUACCGCCGAUGCCCGACACCAGCGGCAACCUGGGGCUUGCACAGGAGGCGCAGGACCUCGCGGACAAGCCGAGUAUCGAGGUAGCGUCGAGCGAGGACAAAAAAGUGCCCGUUAAGGCAGAGGAAGUGACCGCGGAGCCACUCGGGCCUAUCGUCAUCACGGACCCGCCGACCACCGUGGAUCCCGCCGCGACCGCGGGAAAAUGGCCCACGGAAUCGGCCACGGAGUCGUUGGAGAGAGACGACGAGAACGAGACAUGAACAGCGAGAGAGAGAGAGAGAGAGAGAGAGAGAGAGAACGCGAUUCUAUUUAUCUCAGUUUUAUUUAUUUAUUUUAUUAACCCUCCCUCUCGCGUCUGAACAUGAUGGUCCUCGACGACCACUUCGUUCUGCAUCGCGAAAACUGUAUCGUUGUGAAACGAGAUGUUCAUGUAAUCAUUUUCUAAUUAAAUAUACACACUGGAAGAAAAAAUGUGUAAGAAAUAAAAAAUAUGAAGUACUUAUUCGGGUACCAAUAACAUAUAUUCACUUAUACUGGUAUAAAAUAUCUUUCAAAUAAGUUUUGAUAAGACAUACAUCUUAAAAACUUAUCAAAGAAAUCGUUUAUUCUAUUUGAAUAGAAAAAUUUGGACUUAAGUGAAUAUGUAUUGUCAGCAUCCGCCGAGUAAAUGUCUUUUAUCUUUAGAUAAUUUUUUCUCCAGUGUAAGAAUAUCUAUUUUAUUAUGUAAAACCAAAAAAGACACUGGAUAGUUUUUGUCACGGGUACGAGAAGAUUCACAUUCGUUUUGAAGUACACUAAAACCCGUGAAAAGCGCGAUAUUUCUGCUUAAUGAAAUAUUUAUCCUCCCGAUCUUCCUUACUAACUUGUUAGCAUUGUUAAUGAAAUGUGCAAUAAAGCAGCGGGGAUGUAAGCGGA